AACACUCCGAGACGCCCGCGGCUGCCAUCUUACGUGGGGAGAGAUUCCCGCACCCAACGCAACCGACGCCGCCCCAAUGCAAUACGACCGCUCCCCUACGUAAGAUGGCGUCCGUGUUGCACGCGGCCCUCAUUGCGUCACGAGCAUCGUCAUCGCCGCCCCGCAACAGCGUGCUCAGGUGCCACAAGCAAUGGCGGCGCCCUUGACCACACUAGCCCGACGGCUGUCAUCGUCCGCUGCGGGCUACGCGUCUCUGUGGCCUCGAGCUCAGAGGCCGAGCCUCGCUCUCGCCUCGUCCCGGCUGCUAUUGCCGCCGCUGUCGCGUCCCUACGCGGCGGGCGCCGCCGUGCACGGUGGGGCUCGGCUACCGGGACCGGCCUCGCCUAGCGGCUCCGCGGGAAAGAGUGGCAUUUCACGGCGGGGAGGCGCUAGGCCGCAGAGUCCCGAGACGUCGGGGACGCCGCAAUGGAAGCUGUUCGCGGCCGCGUGCGUGGAGCGCUACCCGCGCCUUUCUCAAGAGCUGAGCGCGGAGGAGAAACUGUUCGGGGAGCUGGUGCAGCAGAUUGAGCUGGAGAGAAGCGCGCUGUCCGACCACGAGAUCCAGCUGGUGGAGGAUGCGGCGAGGAUUCAGAUGCGCCAGGCUAACGAGGAGUUGGACUCGGACGACGAGGAUGAUCGGCCCGGCAUCGUGACUGCCGAAGAUAAGGAGGACAUGUACGAGCAGAGGCUCAAGCAGUUCCAGCCCGGAUCCAGAGUCACUGACACUCGUGACGACCGCACAUCGCUGGAGCGGCGCCUGGACGACAAGCUUGUGCUGAUAGUGCAACAGCGACUGGGUCAGGAGGACGUGUGGCUCCUGCCGCAGGUGGCGUGGAACGAGGGCGAGACGCUACGCGACACAGCUGAGAGAGCACUCGGAGACGCUGCGGGUUCUGGGCUGCAAGCUAAGUUCAUGGGAAACGCACCGUUUGGGUUCUACCGCUACAAGUUCCCGGUCGCCAUGCGUCAGCCCAGCGCCAUUGGAGCCAAAGUGUUCUUCUUCAAGGCAGUGCUGCUGGGCGGUGAUGUCACUGGCACUGUCGCUGAUGCUGGUGCCACCGCGGGGCCGCGCCACGUCUGGGUGACGCGGCGCGAGCUGAAGGACUACCUGAAGCCUGCGUACCUGAAGGCCGUCGAGAGCUUCAUCAUGGACGUUGAGACGCACGGGCCGGCAGAGUGAAUGUCUCCCGUGUGUGUUUUCUGGUUGUACCACGUGUUGUUCAGCGUGAUCUCCGGCCUUUGGCUCUGCGUACGAGGAACUUGUUUAGGAACUGCAAGCACGUGGUUGCAGACAACAUUCACCGAAUUCUAUUAUAUUCUUGCAUGUGGAAACAUGUCCAGGAGCUAAAUGCCUGCAUCGAGGCCUGCUAGCCACAAGAGGGCUUCAGGAGACAGUUGGCAUAGUUUUGCAAUUCCUUCUUGGAGGAGCGCAGAUGACAGUGGUUAUGUCAUGGUCCAUAGUUUGGGUUACAUGGCCACAGUCGCACUGUGACUUGUCUUUAACUUUACAUGAAUGAAAAUGUUUGCAGCGGCCUGUUAAUAUUCUGAUGCAGUUCAUGGUCCACCAGUGUCUUCACAAAUGACUGCGUUGUAUGCAGGAAGCAGGUUGGAAAUGGAGCUGACAACCCAAGAAUGGGUCAUCGCCGGUUAAUGUUGUUGCUUUUACAAUCCAUUAUAUGGUUUAAUUGUCAGAGCUUAAAUUCAGCCAAAUCACAGUCAUUGGAGAACUGGGCCGAGACCAUAAAGCCACUAUACUUGAA
Messenger RNA from Lethenteron reissneri (Far Eastern brook lamprey), 1799 nucleotides. It is a transcript of the gene MRPL46, whose product is annotated as mitochondrial ribosomal protein L46. The record is from RefSeq and is a predicted model, not a curated record. Gene Ontology annotation, molecular function: structural constituent of ribosome. Lineage: Eukaryota; Metazoa; Chordata; Hyperoartia; Petromyzontiformes; Petromyzontidae. Gene Ontology annotation, cellular component: mitochondrial large ribosomal subunit.